Messenger RNA from Eurytemora carolleeae, 2184 nucleotides. Its product is annotated as 2-hydroxyacylsphingosine 1-beta-galactosyltransferase. Bases 410 to 1957 code for a protein of 515 amino acids. The transcript has a single exon. Gene Ontology annotation, molecular function: UDP-glycosyltransferase activity. The record is from RefSeq and is a predicted model, not a curated record. Lineage: Eukaryota; Metazoa; Arthropoda; Copepoda; Calanoida; Temoridae.
CUUAUGUUUAGUUACAGUGGUCUGCAUUUUUAUCGUCAUACAACAAAGACGAUUUUUCUACUUAAGUUUUGAUUUUUAACAAGUUUAAAAAUGUUCAAAAUACAAGUUUAAAGUUAACUUAAAAAUAAUCUUUUUAUUGAUAGCGUCUCUUUGUUUCCAUUUUUAUGUGUAUCCAAGCUGUUUGAAAUCUUGCUUGAAAUCAUAAUUAAAAAUAAAAGCCGUCUUCAUUGUUUUGAUUCAUACGGCGACGACUGUAGCUUCUAGCAAAGUAUGUAUAUUCAAGGAAGAGGGGAACUUAGUAAUGUUUUAAUAAUACUAACUAAGAAGAUUACAUAUAAUAGUACGAAUAAAGAUAACAAUUCAGUCAGUUUGCAUAAGAGCUACAUAAUAAACAGAUACAAUUAUUAUUAUGAGGAACUGGAUCACUUUCUGUUUUUUGUCGAUUUUCCUACUGAAUUUAUGCAAGGGAGGAAGCUAUCUUUUCUACCUUCCGUUUAGCUCUAAAAGUAACAAGUUAGCUUUAAUGCCAAUGGUGAAGGAGUUGGCUAAACGCGGACACAGUGUCACAUUGGUGUCUCCUAAUCGAGAGAAAAAAACAAUACCUGGUGUUAACGAAAUUAUUAACGACUUCCCAGACGAACUUUUUAACUCAGUUUCUGAGGCUGUAAUUCAGGAGAAUUCAUCUGGAAGUUUAAGCCUGCCUUUCUUUGAGGUGUUAGAAGCUACUAUUGAAGCUAACAGGGCUGCCUUAUCCCAUGAGGACUUUCAAAAGUUGCUUUUAGAUGAAAAGGUUAAAGUUGAUGUGGUUGUAACAGUACCAGUUUUUGGAAAUGAAGCUGGUUUCUUUGUGUCAAACAAGAAGAAUGCAUCUUUGGUUAUCUUCAGUCCAGUACCCUACAUAUUCCCAAAUAUGGCAAGUGCUGUUGGAAACCCUGUUAAUCCAUCCUACAUGCCUCUUGCAGUGUUUCCUUACAAGCAGUCAAUGAACUUAAAGGAGAGGUUUAUAAACACAAUGGCAACAACUAUAUUAACAUUGGGUAGAACAUACUACAUCUUACCAAAGGUAGAAAAGAUGAUUGGUCAAGUUUUUCCAAAUGAAGGUCCAGUUAACCUAGAUGAGCUAGCCCUCUCAGCUAGUUUAAUGAUAAAUUUAGGAAGUCCGUUCAUGGGGGAUGGGCUGAGACCAAUGCUGCCUAACACAAUUCAGGCAGGGUUAAUGAGUUGUGGGCCAGGAAACCCUCUACAAGGAGAACUAAAAACGUGGGUUGAAGGGGCAGAACAUGGAGUUAUUUACAUGUCCUUUGGGUCCAUAAUCAAAGCAUCAAUAAUGUCAGAUGCAAAGCGGAAGUUAUUUAUCUCUGUGCUGAGCCAACUCAAGCAACGGAUAAUCUGGAAGUGGGAUAAAGAAAUGCCGGAUGCUCCUGAAAAUGUUCUUAUUUCCUCCUGGCUGCCUCAGAAAGAUAUCCUAGCACAUCCCAAUGUAAAGCUUUUUAUAACACACGGGGGAGCAGGAAGCAUUCAGGAAACUAUUUGUUUUAAAACUCCUGUAAUUGGUAUUCCAAUCCAAGGAGAUCAGGUUGCUAACUUGGCUGAAGCUAUCACUAAAAACCUUGGAAUUGUCAUCAACUGGGGGGAUGUGACGGAACAAAACCUGCUUGAAUCAAUUACAAUGGUUCUAGAUGAUUCUAGCUACCAGGAAUCUGUGACCAAACUCCAAAACCUGAUAUUGGAUCUUCCAAUAGGCCCGUUAGAUGCUGCAGUAUGGGGACUGGAAUAUCUUCUGCGCCAUCCACAUAAUCUUGAGAUGAGAAGCCCAACUCAUGAUCUGUAUUGGUUCCAGUAUCUUUUACUUGAUGUGAUCAGCAUUGUAUUAUUAGUAAUUACCAUAGUAAUCUUCCUUGGCAAGGGACUAUUUAGAUUAUUGUGUGGAGCAUCAAAUAAGCGGAAAAAGGAAUAGAUGUACAGCUGUAACAAUGGCAUUUUGUGAACCUCUAAUAUUUAUAGGAUUUUGUUGAAUCAAUUUUAUUUUAUAAUGCUAUGAUUUUUUUUUAUAAUAUUACAUGUUUAAAUUUACGACAGAGUGACUUUUUAAGUACAUCAUAUGAUAUCAAAUAAUAAUUGCUGAUAAGUUUAUUUUAUCUCUAACUUUCUGUAAUUUAUAAAUUAAAUCUUAUCGAUUUUAAA